Molecule: messenger RNA, 1307 nt
Organism: Pelmatolapia mariae (spotted tilapia)
Lineage: Eukaryota; Metazoa; Chordata; Actinopteri; Cichliformes; Cichlidae
Gene: tyw2
Product: tRNA methyltransferase 12 homolog
Exons: 7
Coding region: 102-1307 (401 amino acids)
Biological process (GO): tRNA methylation; wybutosine biosynthetic process
Cellular component (GO): cytoplasm
Molecular function (GO): tRNA methyltransferase activity
Source: RefSeq, a predicted model, not a curated record
UUGUGUGUAGUAGGGAAGCUGCUACCCGGUUGUUGACGUGCAUCUGGUCUUUGUUUGCAUCGUAAUCUGAACGUAAAUAGAGCUGAUUUGUUUGUUUACAGAUGGACGGUGUGCCAUGCCUUCGUGUGCCUCAGUGUCAGGCUCAGAAGCUGAGGAGGUCACUACAGUCCAAAGGGGCUCUGGACCUGAGUUUGAGUUUAGUGAAAGACUCAGAUGGGACAGUCCUCCUGCCCAUUUUAGCAUCCUGUUUGUCCCAGCUCGAUCUUCAGUCUCUCAGGACCACUGUGGCUUCAGAUGAUGAUUUUGAAGUAGUUUGGAGUAAGUCUGCUCUGCAGUCAAAAAAAGAGAAAGGAAGGGCGAGUGGUAGUAAACUGGAGAAAGUCCUCCAGGAUCUGUUGGAGUCUCAUGGUGAAAGAUGGACAGAAGAGCUGAAGAGAGACCUCCCUCGCAGUUUCCAGCGACAUGGAGACCUAGUCCUGCUGGGAGACACUUGUUUUGUUCUGCCAUUAUGGGAAAACAUGGAUCAACAGCUUUGGAGCACAGUGGCCAGAGGACUGGGAGCAAAGCGCCUAGCAAAGAUCAGGAGAAUUUCAAGAGAUGGAUUUAGAUCUCCUGAGGUGACGAUGCUGCUAGGAGAGCACAGCUGGGUCAAACAUGUAGACAAUGGCAUUAGUUAUGAGUUUGAUGUUACAAAGUGCAUGUUCUCGGCUGGAAACAUAACAGAGAAGCUCCGGGUGGCUGGAUUUGACUGCAGAGGGGAGACUGUAGUGGAUUUAUAUGCAGGUAUUGGAUACUUCACUCUCCCAUAUCUGGUGCAUGCAAAGGCCAGUCACGUUCAUGCUUGUGAGUGGAACCCCAACGCUGUCGAAGCUCUAAAGAAAAACCUCGAGGCAAACGGAGUGUCUGACCGCUGCACGAUUCACCAAGGAGAUAAUCGCCAACUCCAGUUGUGUGGCGUCGCUGACCGAGUGAACCUGGGUCUCAUACCGAGCUCUGAGGACGGCUGGUCUGUCGCCUGUCGACUGCUCAGGAGAGCAACAGGAGGCAUUUUACACAUACACCAGAACGUUACCUCGCCAGUACAGCACAGUACAGCCGGCGAUGCCCCCCAGAAGGUUUCUGGGAAAAAAGCAGACAGAGAGGUGUGGCAGGCCUGGGCCGAAGACACAGCAAAGCACAUUGCUUCUCUUUUAAAGGACUUCACUGGUACACAGUGGACAACAAACAUCCAGCACAUCGAGCACGUUAAGUCAUAUGCACCUCAUGUUCACCAUGUCGUGCUGGACUUGGAGUGCAGGCCUUCCUGA